Molecule: messenger RNA, 2010 nt
Organism: Rhinichthys klamathensis goyatoka
Lineage: Eukaryota; Metazoa; Chordata; Actinopteri; Cypriniformes; Leuciscidae
Product: zinc finger protein ZFP2-like
Exons: 5
Coding region: 1-2010 (669 amino acids)
Biological process (GO): central nervous system development; regulation of transcription by RNA polymerase II
Cellular component (GO): nucleus
Molecular function (GO): DNA-binding transcription factor activity, RNA polymerase II-specific; RNA polymerase II cis-regulatory region sequence-specific DNA binding
Source: RefSeq, a predicted model, not a curated record
AUGUUGAUUUUAGACCUGAUGGAAGUGAAUGAAGACAAACACCAUUUCACAAAUGAAGAUGGAAAUGCAGUCGUUAUAAAGACUGAAGAGAGUUUCACACAGAAACAAGCUGGAAAAUCUGGAGUCAACGGAUCUUUCACCUGCUCUGAGUGUGGAAAGAGUUUCGUAUAUAAAUCAGACCUUAAGAGACACAUGAUGAUUCACACUGGAGAAAAAAUGUUCUUCUGUUUUGAGUGUGGAAAGAGAUUCUUUCAAAAAGGAAAUCUUAACACACACAUGAGAAUUCACACUGGAGAAAAACCGUUCACUUGCUCUCAGUGUGGAAAGAGUUUCAGGUGCAAAGGCUCUCUCGAUGAUCAUCUACGCUGUCACUCUGGAGUGAGAUCAUUCAGCUGUGAUCACUGUGAUAAAACAUUUGUUGUGGAAUCAAACUUAAGAAGACACCUUAAAGGUCAUGCUGGUGUAAAGCCUCACUUCUGUUCUUUUUGUGGAAAGAGUUUUUCACUACUGCAGACUUUAAAAGUGCAUGAGCGUAUUCAUACUGGUGUGAGACCUUAUAUGUGCUCUGACUGUGGAAAGACCUACCCUAGAUACAGUGCCUUACAAACACACCAGAGAGUUCAUACUGGAGAGAAACCGUACAAGUGUUUACACUGUGGAAAGAGUUUCUCUCAGUCAGGACACCUGACAGCUCAUGAGAGAGUUCAUACUGGAGAGAAACCGCACCAGUGCUCUACAUGUGGGAAGAGUUUCAGCCUAUUGUCUAAUCUACAGCGACAUAAGAAAAAGUAUUGCCCGAAGUUGUUUAAUGAGCAAAGGUUCUUCCUUAAAUUCCUGGGUGAAAGAUCCUUUAAGUUCAGUGUUUUGGGUUUGCCUGUGUGUGAUUUCUUCUCCAUCUGUGAAAAUGAGGUUUUUGACACAGAUGGGGAUGUCUUCACCCUCCUUAAAGAUCACUGUUGCCCCGCUGGAAGUUGCAGCUCUCACGGAGAAGAUGUCUUUGGGAUAGGAGGGGAUGUACAGUGCCUGCUUCAGUGUGGCACUGAGGUGCCGCCCCCUGCUAUCGACAAGACACACCUCUGCUUCUCCUCUACGCUCCUCGACCCCCUUGCACCUUGUGCCAUCGGCCAGCUCCACGCAGUGCGUCUCGGCCUGGAAUCGGUCGUCGAAGCUCUUAAACCUGGCCAGGUCGGUGAUGAUAUGCGAUGUCGCACCGGUGUCCACCAUCAACCCCUUUCUGGUGACACCGCUCCCUGGCUGAUGAUCACUGACCUGAUGGAAGUGAAUGAAGACAAACAGCAUCAGUUUCAAAAACCUAAUUAUUUCACAAAUGGUGAUGGAAAUGCAGUCGUUUCAAAGACUGAAGAGAAUUUCACACAGAAACAAGCUGGAAAAUCUGGAGUCGAAGGAUCUUUAACCUGUUCUGAGUGUGGGAAAUGUUUCGUAUCUAAAUCAAACCUGAACACACACAAGAUGAUUCACACUGGAGAAAGGUCUUAUACAUGCACUCAGUGUGGAAAGAGUUUUAAUCGCAAAGGACACCUAAAUGAUCACAUGAGAAUUCACACUGGAGAAAAACCGUUCACAUGCACUCAGUGUGGAAUGAGUUUCGGUCGCAAAAGCUCUCUCAAUGAUCAUCUGCGCCUUCACUCUGGAGUGAGAUCAUUCAGCUGUGAUCAGUGUGAUAAAACAUAUAGUUUUUCACAACAUGGAUCUUUAAAAGCGCAUGAGCGUAUUCAUACUGGUGUGAGACCUUAUAUGUGCUCUGACUGUGGAAAGACCUUCAUGAGAUCCACCCACUUAAAAUCCCACCAGAAGAUUCACACUGGAGAGAAACCAUACAAGUGUUCACACUGUGGAAAGAGUUUCUCUCAGUCAGGAAACCUGAAAGAUCAUCAGAGAGUUCAUACUGGAGAGAAGCCGCACCAGUGCUCUUUAUGUGGGAAGAGUUUCAGUCAUUUAUCUACUCUACAGCGACAUAAGAAAAAGUUUUGCCCAAAGGUGUUUAAGUGA